AUGGAUGAUGCUCCAGCAUCCCUGACAGCCCAGGACAGCCCAGGACACCAGUUCCGGGACCACGCCCUACGCGCAUGGGCCAACAUGUAUCAGGAUUGGGCCCUGAAGAAGCGCGCGUUGGGGCUCGUGCGCCGAAUGUUGGCUCUGCUGGCCCUGCACGGAGGGCGCGGGGUCAUCUCCCUGCUGGAGGAAGAUGGUGUCACGAUCUCCGGCCGGCAUGAUUUCCUGCAGAGUAUUAUUUCCUGCGGUGUCGGUGUGGACUUGGUGUGGACACCAACACAUAACACCCCCGAUCACGCCAUGAAGGUCGAUGAGGAAAUCGCAAGGCCAUCUCGUGAAUUGCAUCGGGGUCGCCCGCGUGGCCCCCGCCUUGGCAGUGACGCCCUCUGGCACGCUGGCACGCUGGCACGCUGGUCUUUGUCGAUCUCUAUGUCCCAGCUCCCACCUUGUUUUGUAGCCCACCCUUCUCCCCACCGGACCGCAUAG
Messenger RNA from Penicillium argentinense, 486 nucleotides. RefSeq lists its product as uncharacterized. The transcript has 3 exons. Lineage: Eukaryota; Fungi; Ascomycota; Eurotiomycetes; Eurotiales; Aspergillaceae. The record is from RefSeq and is a predicted model, not a curated record. The coding region runs from base 1 to 486 and encodes 161 amino acids.